Molecule: messenger RNA, 1384 nt
Organism: Morus notabilis
Lineage: Eukaryota; Viridiplantae; Streptophyta; Magnoliopsida; Rosales; Moraceae
Product: lipase 1
Exons: 4
Coding region: 93-1166 (357 amino acids)
Source: RefSeq, a predicted model, not a curated record
GAAUAAGUUAUCUCGUGUGAAGAAAAAAUGACAAGACAUGAUAUUGUUUGAGCGACAUCGCUGCUGAUAUAUAUAUAUAUAUAUAUAUAUAUAUGUAUAGCAACGUUUUAAAGUUUUGCUUAAAGAUGCUUACCACGAGUAAACAGAUAGUAAACUUGUUCUCCAUAUUUUUCAUGGCUCGCUUAAUGUUUCGGAGUUUCCCUCUAUUCUACCCCUCGACCAUAUCGUCAAUCCUUCAAACAUUCUUGUCCGAUUUAUUCACCCCCAACGGGCUUCCAAUCCUAGUCAAACUCCUCGGGACCAUCCUCGGAAUCUACUUCCGUUUCUGUGGUCUAUCUCCACGCACCUUUGAUUUAGAUGACCGAACCACCAUGCAUUUCUGGACCGCCGAUCAGAGACGUCCUGAUAAGCCUGAUCUGGUGAUGGUUCACGGCUACGGCGGGGAUUCGAUCUGGCAAUUUCUAGGCCAAGUGGGGCCCCUCUCAAAGGCCUUCAACUUGCAUCUACCGGACCUGCUGUUCUUCGGCAAGUCCUACACCAAAUGGCCCGACUGGUCCGAGGUUUUCCAAGCCAAAUGCGUCGUCAAAGGGCUGCGGAGAAUCGGAGUAGACCGGUACGCUUUGUACGGGAUCAGCUAUGGAGGAUUUGUGGCGUAUCAGAUGGCUGCGAUGUGUCCUCAGGAAGUGGAAAAGGUUGUGAUCGUUAGCAGUGGAAUAGUGUGGACAGAGGAUCAGAAAAGAGAGCUUUUGAUUAGGAAUGGAAGGAAUGCUUUGGAGAUUCUUUUGCCUGAGACUCCUAAUGAUCUUCGCCUCCUUGUGAGUCUAUCGGUCUACAAGAGCGAUCCUUUCAAGUGGGUCCCUGAUUUUGUUCUAACCAAAUUUGUCCAGGCGAUGAUGCAAUACCGGAAGGAAAAACUAGAGCUGAUUGAACACUUGUUGAACAAAUCAGCAUAUUAUUCGACCGUUCCAAUCAUACCUCAGCCAACGCUGCUAAUCUGGGGUGACAAGGACAAUGUAUUUCCACUCUACUUGGGUUAUCAGCUACACAGACACUUGGGAGGCAAUUCAAAGUUGGAGAUACUAAAGGACACAGGACACGCUGCAAAUCUCGAUUCACCAGAUACCUUGAACGCAUUGAUAAAGUCGUUUGUUUUAAAUGGUUCCUAGCUACCUAGUACUUGCAUGAUUUUGUGUUAGACAUUUUAAGGGGAGUGAUUGUAAUGGGUUUGAUCACUUUUGGGUUUAAUCUUCUUUGUCACUGGGAUUAAAAUAAUAAAGCGUUUUAGUGCAUGUAGGCUUUGGUUAUGAGCUCUUGUUGCUUUGUUCCUGUAUCAUGCAUACACUCGUUAUUAAUAAACAACAAGGAACGGCAGGCAAAUUUAAGG